This is a messenger RNA of Microdochium trichocladiopsis, 441 nucleotides long. RefSeq lists its product as uncharacterized. The transcript has a single exon. The record is from RefSeq and is a predicted model, not a curated record. The coding region runs from base 142 to 381 and encodes 79 amino acids. NCBI's taxonomy places the organism in Eukaryota, Fungi, Ascomycota, Sordariomycetes, Xylariales, Microdochiaceae.
AUGUGCCGAAGACCUGAAGCGGUCCCCAGACGGAGUGGCACGGCUUCAGCGCCGCCAGCCAAUUUCCUCGACAGCCAAUGGUCUCGUCUUGUUCCAUCCUGAAGAGCGGCGGCAGGAUUAUUGGGGCUCGUGACAAGGGACAUGCACUUUUACUGCCGCGCCACAACCUGGACCGCACCCGUCGGCCGUUGCUUGGCGGCUGUGGCGUCACGACCACAGACAGGUCCUGUUAGGAGUGCACAAUGUGGGCGACGCGCUUUGCACGUUAUGCUUGCAGCCAUCGUCGAGCGUGUGCCUGUCCUGUCCCCUCUAGGCUGCGUCCGUGCUGCGAUAUUGGCCAUUCAACUCGAGCUGCUGGGCCUGGUUCUGAGGCUGGCAUAGGGCCUGUCGCUUUUCAGGGGUGCCCCAGCGCUGGUGCGGGAUAGUGGAGACCCUGAAGAU